This is a messenger RNA of Hevea brasiliensis (rubber tree), 1221 nucleotides long. RefSeq names its product probable leucine-rich repeat receptor-like protein kinase At1g35710. The coding region runs from base 1 to 1221 and encodes 406 amino acids. The transcript is spliced from 4 exons. NCBI's taxonomy places the organism in Eukaryota, Viridiplantae, Streptophyta, Magnoliopsida, Malpighiales, Euphorbiaceae. The record is from RefSeq and is a predicted model, not a curated record. Gene Ontology annotation, molecular function: protein binding.
AUGGCAAGAUUCAUCUUGGAGAAUCUAGCCUUGCAUAUUUCCCUUGUUGUAUUCAUUCUAUUACAUUCCUCACUUAGCGUUGCUUCUGACUCUACUCAAGAAGCUAAUGCUCUUCUCAAGUGGGCAGCCACCCUUCACAACUUUAAAGAUUCUAACAUAUCAUUAAAAUGGCAUCACCAUCCUAAAAAUGCCACCAAUUCUGAUCCAAGAACAAACCUCUGCAAUUGGCUUGGAAUUUCUUGCAACGCAGAAGGAAGGGUCGAGACACUAAAUCUCACAAACGCAAGUUUAAAUGGGACACUCCAUGAGCUUUCCUUCUCUUCCUUUCCUGAUGUUGCUAAUAUAAAUCUUAGCGUGAAUCUACUCUAUGGCACCAUCCCACUUGGAAUCACUCAACUUUCCAAACUCGUUUAUCUUCAUUUGGCAUAUAACCUCUUAAAUAGGCAGUUAAGUUCCCUUGUUGAGCUUGCCCUGUAUACCAACAAUCUAGAUGGUCAUAUUCCUGCUUCUGUUGGUAAUUUGACCAAGAUGGACCGGCUGCUUCUCUAUAACAAUCAACUUUCUGGUUCUAUUCCACCAGAAUUGGGAAACCUUAAUAAUUUGGUUGAACUUUACAUGAAUACCAACAGUCUAUCAGGCAACAAAAUAACUGGUACAAUUCUACCUGAAAUUGUAAAUGCGGCUCGGCUAAGAGGACUUAAUCUUUCUUCGAAUAAAAUAGCUGGGAGCAUCCCCAAGGAAUUGGGGAAAUUGACUUCUUUGGUUAAGGUGAUUUUAAACGACAAUCAACUCUCUGAUCGCCUACCUUCAGAAUUUGGAUCGUUAACUGAUCUUGAGUAUCUCGACUUAUCGGCAAACAGAUUCAACCAAUCAAUUCCAGAAAACAUUGGAAACUUAGCUAAACUCAUCUACUUGAAUUUGAAUAGUUUCAAAGAUAUGCAAGGUUUGUUGUCCAUCGAUAUAUCCUACAACGAAUUGGAAGGUCCCAUUCUUUCCAAUAAAGCAUUUCAAAAUGCUUCCGUAGAAGCAUUUCAAGGGAACAAAGGAUUGUGUGGGGAUGCCCCAGUUUUGUCACCAUUCAAUUUUCCAAUCAACAAAUAUACCUCCCAAAGGGGCCAUAAAAUGUUGUUUCUAAUAGUUUCUUGUUUCUUUGCGGAGCUUUUUCAUUUCUCGUUUUUUUGGGAGCUUUUUUCUGUUUACAAAAACGAAAACAAGAUCUAG